UUGAUAAAGGUAAAUUGACUCAAAUUAUUUUUCAUGUCUAAACAAAUUCAAUAGUUUUGUAUCUCUCGGUUCAUUUAUUUGUUGUAAAUAUUUCAAGUAGUAAAUUAAAGAAAUGGAGGAGACGCCUACCCUUCUGCAUGGAACAAUUGAAGCUACCAUCUUCAAUGCCUCACCCUACACAUCAUUUUUCCCCUUCAAUUGCAUAUGUUCAAAUGGAGAGCCUGCUUAUGUAACCAUCAAAGUAGAUAACAAGAAGGUUGCAAAAACAAGCAAAGAAAGAAACCGUAUUUGGAACCAAACCUUUCAUAUUCAAUGUGCUCAUCCUUCUGAAUCAGUUAUCACCAUUACAUUGAAAACAUUAGAUUCAAAUUUAGGAAAGUACCAUAUCAAGGCCCAACAACUUUUAAAGGAAGGAAGUAUAAUCAAUGGAAUAUUUCCUCUCCUCAUGGAAAAUGAAAAACCAAACCCUAAACUUAAAUUGAAAUUUAUAUUAUGGUUUAAGCCUGCAAAAUUGGAACAAAGUUUGGCAAAGGUACUAAGCAAUAAUGAAUUUCAAGGGUUAAAGGAUGCAAAAUUUCCACUAAGGUCUAAUUGUCAAGUCAAACUUUAUCAUGAUGCUCAUCAUUCUCCUACCUUCCAACCUCCCUUUGAUCCAUGUGGUACUCCAAAAAAUUUAUGGGAGGAUGUUUAUAAAGCCAUUGAGGGUGCAAAGCAUAUAGUUUAUAUUGCAGCUUGGUCCCUAAAUCCCAAGAUGGUUUUGGUAAGAGAUCCACAUACAGAAAUCCAACAUGCUAGAGGAAUGAUUUUGGGUGAGCUAUUGAAGAAGAAAGCAGAUGAAGGAGUGGCUGUGAGAGUUAUGAUUUGGGAUGAUGAAACAUCAUUGCCCUUUAUUAAGAACACACAUGAUGAGGAUGCUGUUACAUAUUUCAACCACACAAAAGUAAUAUGCAAAAACUGUCCUAGAUUACACCACAAAUUCCCAACACUAUAUUCUCACCAUCAGAAAACUAUCACAGUAGACACCAAAGUGCCUAAAUCUGUUAGUGAUAGACAAAUUAUGAGCUUUGUUGGUGGAUUAGAUUUGUGUGAUGGUAGAUAUGAUACUGAACAACAUUCAUUGUUUCAAACACUCAUUAAGGAAUCACAUUGUUAUGAUUUUUACCAACCAAACAUUCAAGAAGCAAACCUUAACAAAGGAGGACCAAGAGUGCCUUGGCAUGAUGCUCAUGCUUGUGUUAUUGGUGAGGCUGCUUGGGAUGUGUUAACAAAUUUUGAGCAAAGAUGGACAAAGCAAUGCGAUCCUUCGCUUCUAGUCCCUACGAGCACCUUGGUUAAUCUCAUUCCUCAAACAAACUCAAACACUUCAAUAGAAACUAAUUGGAAAGUUCAAGUUUAUAGGUCUAUUGAUCAUACUUCUGUUGAUGAUUUUUGUGGAAAUUUCAAUGUGGAGAGUACUAUCCAUGAAGCUUAUGUUGAAGCAAUUAGGCAUGCUGAGAGGUUUAUAUACAUUGAAAACCAAUACUUUAUUGGAGGAUGCCAAUGGUGGGGAAAAGAUAAGCAAUGUGGAUGCACAAAUCUAAUUCCAAUUGAAAUUGCACUUAAGGUGGUAAGUAAGAUCAAAGCAAAAGAGAGAUUUGCAGUGUAUAUAGUUAUACCAAUGUGGCCAGAAGGAGUGCCUGAAAGUGAAUCUGUUCAAGAUAUAUUGCAUUGGACAAGAGAAACUGUGGCAAUGAUGUAUAGAUUGAUUGGUGAAGCAAUUAAAGAAAGUGGUGAAAUAGGACAUCCAAAAGACUACUUGAAUUUCUUUUGUCUUGCAAAUAGGGAGCAUAAGGGAAAAGGAGAGUAUCUUCCAUUGGAUUCUCCUUAUCCUGAAACACAAUACUGGAAUGCACAGAAAAAUAGAAGAUUCAUGGUUUAUGUUCAUUCCAAGCUCAUGAUAGUGGAUGACAUGUACAUAUUAAUAGGUUCAGCUAAUAUGAACCAAAGAUCCAUGGAUGGAAAAAAGGACACAGAGAUUGCCAUAGGAUGCUUUCAAUCUCAAGAUGAACUUGAGAAACAAACAAACCUUGGUGAUGUUCAUGCAUACAGAAUGGCACUAUGGUAUGAGCACACAAAUAGUGUUGAUGAAUUAUUCUUAGAGCCACAGAGUUUGGAAUGUGUGAAAAGAAUGUGUUCAAUUGGAGAUCAAAUGUGGGAAAUCUACAGCAAUGAAGAAAUUGUAGACAUGGAAGGUGUGCACCUUGUUACUUAUCCAAUGAGGGUAACACAAGAAGGGUAUGUGAAAGACUUGAGUAAUGGAGUUUAUUUUCCUGAUACAAAUUCUCUAGUGAAAGGGAAGAGAUCUACAUUGUUGCCCCCUAACUUGACCACUUAGGAUCAAAUUUGGUGCACUGUUUAUAAUUUCAAAAAUUGCUUUAAAACAAAUUUGACAUAAAAUACAAUGUAAUCAUUUUUAUCUAUAAAUUGAAGAAGAAUAUGGAUCUCAUACUUUUCACAACAAUUAGUUCUAUCUAUAGACAUAUUUAUCAUCACUUCUUGCUUGAUCUGAGUAAUAUAGAAAAAAUUAUUCAUAAUUCUCAGUCCAAAAUAUAACCAAUAUAUUUCCAAAACACUAUUUUUAUAUCAACGGUAC
Molecule: messenger RNA, 2632 nt
Organism: Medicago truncatula (barrel medic)
Lineage: Eukaryota; Viridiplantae; Streptophyta; Magnoliopsida; Fabales; Fabaceae
Product: phospholipase D alpha 4
Exons: 4
Coding region: 113-2374 (753 amino acids)
Biological process (GO): phospholipid catabolic process; phosphatidylcholine metabolic process
Cellular component (GO): plasma membrane
Molecular function (GO): D-type glycerophospholipase activity; calcium ion binding
Source: RefSeq, a predicted model, not a curated record